UCUCCCGCGAUCAUCAGCCAAGUUCAGUUCGAUUCCGGGAUUUGUAGUGUUAACACGUGCCACGCGAAAAGUCGAAAAAUCGAUGAAGAUGAGGUACACCAAUCUUCUGCUUAGCUGCGCCUGCUUGCUGCUCCUUCACCUUGAGAUGGGAGCAGCCAGAGCCACCGACAGUGGACCCAGCCAGUCACUUUACGCCACAGCCCAGGGCCUUGGAUUGGAUGCUGCCGGUUUGGAUGAGAUAUGGCGUACCGGAAAGCCAUUGAUUAUCAGGAAUGAGAUGGGACCGAAUGAAGAGUCCACGAUAACCUUCAAUCUAGGUCCCAACAGAAGCACAGUAAUCAGAACAGAGCAAAAUAAGUUUCACACCUCUUUUCGAUUUCAAGAAAAUUGGGGUCAACCCAAUCCCGAGUUCUUUCUCAAUCCGUUCCUGAAUCCGUUUGGAAGUGGGUUUCCGCAGACAUUCUUCGAAAACUGGACGAGAAUAUUUUCAAAAGGCGUAAACCCGUUUCUACCUUGCUGCCAAGGAUUUAAUGGUCACCAUAAUCCGAAUAAUUCGCCCCUUCCACCAUCAAAUCUCAUUCCAAAUGAUCGCAUUCCAAGUGAUCGAAUUCCAAGUGAUCGAAUUCCAAGUGAUCGCAUUCCAAGUGAUCGCAUUCCAAGUGAUCGCACUCCAACUGAUCGCUUUUCAAAGAGAAUUAGCCCAAAUGAGCGUCCCAUCUACACGCCAAAUAUUGAUGAAUCCAAUUCAAAUGAUCCCCAGUGGGUUCCAGUACCAGAUGAUACAACCCAAUCGCCGAUAGUUCCCCUGCCCACACUGGCCCCUUCAAAUGACCCGGGGGCUGACACUGUCAUCGAUGAUUUCCUGGCAAAGGUGGAUGUCACCACCUCGGAUAUCAAGCAAGACGACGGGGAAUAUGUCAGGACGAUCGUUGAUAAAAAUGGAAGAAUUCUUAGAGCCAAAUUUGAGCUUGUCGAAACCAAAAGCCAAGAUGGCAAUCAGCCCACCAACUAAAUUAUUAAAUACUAUUAAUUCUUAACUAAAUCUUGCUUCUGAAUAUAUUUAGCCCCAUGUUUGUUAUUGAAA
Drosophila serrata is the source of this 1084-nucleotide messenger RNA. RefSeq lists its product as uncharacterized. NCBI's taxonomy places the organism in Eukaryota, Metazoa, Arthropoda, Insecta, Diptera, Drosophilidae. The record is from RefSeq and is a predicted model, not a curated record.